AAGCGGUAUAGAUAUGUCUAACAUCGAACAGAAACGCGAUGGCAUAUCUCAUACAGAGCCCAAGAGUAUAAGACCAAUACCUGAUCUUGACAGAAGCUGGUUAAAGCUUUCGCUAUGGUUUCUGCUCUUUGUUCUAAUGUCGUAUAGCGUUCUGGUAUCGUCGAUGCACCACCCGUCUACAAGUCUGUUAAGCUACAUACCGACAUGGACACAGAAGCUCAUAAACAGGAACACCAACACCGUCGGUAUAGGUGGACCCAUCUUCACCUCGUUCGAUUUCGAUCCAAAUGUGGAUCUAUCACCCACUCCUGUUAUUGUCUUCGGAAUGCUGAUGAUCAUCUUUGUUGUGCUCCUCUCAUAGGACUCACUGGACAUUAUUCAUAGAGGGUCGGUAUAUGACCUCCAGACCGCACGUGACUACGUUUAACGAUAAAAGCUUUGUAAAUAUAAUGACCCAUAUUCAUUCUGAG
Messenger RNA from Williopsis jadinii, 470 nucleotides. RefSeq lists its product as uncharacterized. The coding region runs from base 14 to 361 and encodes 115 amino acids. The transcript has a single exon. The record is from RefSeq and is a predicted model, not a curated record. Lineage: Eukaryota; Fungi; Ascomycota; Saccharomycetes; Phaffomycetales; Wickerhamomycetaceae.